CUCCCACUCUUUAAAUAGCUGCGAAGCCAGAGCCGAGCGGACUGGAGCGGAGCAUGGGGCCGCUGGCGCUGCUCGGCCUCCUGGCGGCCGCCGCCCUGGCAGGUGUCAGCACAGCACCAGUGGCCAAAGAGCAGCUUGAAGAACUGGUAACAGAGUGCAUAGUGGAGGUCCUGUCCAAUGCUCUUUCGAAGCCAAAUGCGCCACCAAUUAAUCCUGACUGCAAAGAGAUCCUGAAGAAGGGUGGCAGAAACGACAGAGAGAGAAGUGAAAACAACCAGCCUGAGGUGAGGCAUUUGAAGGACACAGCAGAGACUGCAAAACAUCUGCCUGGGAGUAUGGAGGAAGAGCACAGACAGUCAGAAGAGGAGGGAAAAAAGUCCAUGAAAGGAAGCGAUCAGAAGAAACUUGCCCAGGAGGAAGACAAAAGCAAGGAAGAGGAGACAGGACACCAUGCAGCUGCUGAGGAAGAGGAGCUCCACAGAGAGGAGAAGAAACACUACCAAGAGAUUAGAGAGGAGAAGAGCUACCAGAGUGAAGAAGAAAGCCAAGACAGCCAAGGCCGUGCCAAAGAGGUCGAGCUUGCUGUUCUCAAUAGGAAGUCCCCCUCCGAAGGCAUGAGCACAGAGGAGCUGCCUGCUGGAGGUGAGCAGCGCCCCACCGGCCGCUGGCGCUCGGGGGAGGCAAGGCAGAGCCCUUACAAAAGAGUUCCUGAAGGAGAAGAGGGGGAGGCAGAGGGAGGGAGAAGUGAAAAACCCCACCAGGAGUCGAAGGAAGGUGAUUUCUCCCAUCAGCAGCAGCGUGCGGAGGCGGAGGAGAGUGAAGAAAUGGAGGAGAAGAAGCCACCCUACAAUCCCAGGAGGUAUGGGAAGCAGAGAGUUGGUGACUCCUCUGAAGAGGAGAGAGGCCCUGGUGGUGAGGAGGAGGAAUCAAAGACAGAGGAGAGCCAUCUCUGGGACAAGAGAAACCAGCACCAGAAGCAGCAGGAAGCUUCCCAGCAGCAGCGUGAGGAGGAGAGUGGCUCUUACAGGAGGCAUGGAUCUGAGGAGGUAGAAGAGAAGAGGCGUGCGGGCCAGGGAGCUGAGGAGUACAGAGAAAGGUGGCGGCAGAGUGAGGAGAGCAGCGAAGAAGAGACUCAUCGGCAGAGGGAGGACAGCGACGAGAGGUGGCAGGAGGAGAGGAGGCCCCGCGACGGAGCACAGGAGGGCUGGAGGCACGGUUCGGAGGGGAGGACACAUCUUGGAGGUGAGAGCCGGCAAGAGCUGGACAGGUACCUCGGCGGUGGCAGCAAGGAGAAGCAGCAGGGAGGCAGCUCCAGGGGGGCCAGCGAAGAGGAAGGCUUGCAGAAAGCCUUUGGUGGGCAGCGCAGAGCGGAGGCCAGGACACACCACAGCACCGGGGAGAGUGCGGAGCAGCUGCGCUACCUGGGAAACGGCCGGGAGCAGGAGGAGGUGGAAAAGCAGCAUCAGAGCAAUGAGCAAAUGGAGGAUGAAGAGGAGGACGUGGAGGAGGGAAGGUAUGCAGAGAGGGAAGGGUACAGGAGCCGCUUCCCUGCGGAGAGCAAGAAGAGAACGGCGGCAGCCUACAGCCAGCUCUACCCUCUGCUGUGGUGGAAGAGCCGGCACCUGGAGAAGAGGGAGGGCACGGGGGAGCAGCUGCUGGAGGGCAAGGAGGAAGGCAGGCCCGGCCUGGCCGAGCAGAGGCUAUUCCCCGAGUACGACUACUACGAGUGGUGGGAGAAGCAGCAGCGCCCCCAGGGUGCUCUGAGGCAGGGCCACCCGCAGCAAAAGAGCCCCAGCAUAGGCAGCAGGGUGCCCGCGAAGAGGCAGCACAAGGUGGAGCAGCUGGCGCAGCUGCUGAGCUACAGGAAGAAAGCUGCUGAGUUCCCGGAGCUCUACACUUCUAGAGAGGACGCCAGGAGACGCCAGGCCAGCAGGAGCGACAGGAGCCUGAGCCAGAGGCCUCUGACAGAAGAGGAGGAAAAAGAACUGGAGCACCUGGCUGCCAUGGAACUGGAGCUGCAAAAAAUAGCCCAGAAGUUUAAGGACAAGAGGAGAGGCUGAAGCUGAUCUGCUUUGGUGUUUCAAAGCUAGGCGUAGCUGUGCUCAGUACCUGUCUUUUGUGGUGAGUUCUCUGCCACUGGAGUGCUGUUUGCCCUCAAAGCAGAAGCUGUUUCCUGCCCACUGCUGGCGUAACAAGCGCCGCAGCUGGAGGUGUCUUUUCAUUUCCUGCCGUGCUGUGGUGAGCUGAAGAGCAUGGGUUGCAGUGCUGCCAGCCUUCCCUGCCAGGCAGGCUUGUUUAACAUGCUUUGUGAAAACAGUCGUGUUUGUUUUGUGUUCUUCAGAAAUAUAAGUUGUCUGAGUUGGAAAUAAUAAACCCCCCUUGCUCGUGGAACAA
Messenger RNA from Pogoniulus pusillus (Red-fronted tinkerbird), 2394 nucleotides. It is a transcript of the gene CHGB, whose product is annotated as chromogranin B. Gene Ontology annotation, cellular component: secretory granule. Lineage: Eukaryota; Metazoa; Chordata; Aves; Piciformes; Lybiidae. The coding region runs from base 54 to 2060 and encodes 668 amino acids. The record is from RefSeq and is a predicted model, not a curated record. The transcript has 5 exons.